This is a messenger RNA of Spodoptera exigua (beet armyworm), 1778 nucleotides long. NCBI's taxonomy places the organism in Eukaryota, Metazoa, Arthropoda, Insecta, Lepidoptera, Noctuidae. The record is from the annotation of a GenBank genome assembly.
GACGUAGUGGCAAACAGGAGUAUUUUUCAAUGCUAUCGUCACUUAGAAUGGGUAGGUGAAAGUGGAUUUACGGUAAAGAGGAGGUGUAUCAAGCACGGGUUGAUGGAGACGCCGAUAGAGGGCAUCCUAGGCUAUUGUCUCGAAUCAGAAGAGAGAUAUAUAAAAAAAAAUCCAUCCUAAACCAGCGAUCAUAGAUUUUAUAUUAAUGAAUGUGGAAAAAGCAAAGGAGAUUGGACGUAACGGAAAUGGUUUCUUUCCUUCACUUUUAAUCUAUCUUCCUGGGACUUGACACCGGUAUGCCUGCCAAAAUGAUGAGCGCAAGAGGUGGCGGCGCAGCUGGUGGCGACGUCAGCGUAGCUGACAGCCCACUGGCUUCCUUCGAGACACUGACUCAAGCCGCCAUCAUUGCCGUCAUGGGCAUUGCUAUAGUCGUCUCCAAUAUUCUUAUUAUAGCUUCCUUCCUUAACUUCAAAGGUCUUUCGAAUGAAGUAAUUAACUACUACCUACUAUCGCUGGCUGUGGCGGACCUCUUGAUCGGCGUGUUGGUGGUGCCGCUGUCCGUGUACCCCGCCAUAACGGGGCGCUGGAUGUUCGGCGACCUGAUGUGCCGGCUGGCCGGCUACGUCGAGGUCACUCUCUGGUCCGUGUCUGUCUACACCUUCAUGUGGAUCUCCGUUGACCGUUAUCUCGCAGUCCGGAAGCCUCUCCGCUAUGAGACGGUUAGUGCGACGGUACAAACGCGCACUAGAAGCCAAUGUUGGAUGGUGUUCACAUGGAUUUCAGCUGCAAUGCUUUGCUGUCCUCCUCUUCUCGGCUACAAAAAGGAAGCGAACUUCGACAAGGAAACUUUUAUCUGCAUGUUGGACUGGGGAACUACUUACGCGUACACAGCGACCCUCGGGAUCCUCGUGCUGGGACCAAGCGUUAUAUCGAUCGUCUACAAUUACUAUUAUAUUUUUUCAAUGAAGCGUAAACUUAACAGCGGAGUGCCUAUCCACGACAAAGAGUACGCGACUGCUCUAGCUGAGAACCUGUCGAACCCGAGUCACUGGAUGAGCUUCAUCAUGGUCUGCACAUUCUGGUUGAGCUGGACGCCCUACGUCGUCGUCAAGCUUUACGAAUAUUGUACGGAUCAGGAAAUAAAGAUACCAAUGUUACAUUUCGGCGUAGUUUGGAUGGGCAUUUUAAAUUCGUUUUGGAAGAUUGUUAUAUUACUUAUGUUCAGUCCACAAUUUCGGCUAGCUCUUCGAAUAUUAUGCCUGACGGCGUGCUGCCGCUCCAAGGGUCGCCUGGCUGCGGAGCUCAUGGGCCUGGACAAUGAUGACUGAGUUCAUCUUCUGGCAGGUAUGUAAAUCCUUUACGACGUCAACAACUUGAGCAACACGCCCUAAUGUGCUGCAGUCAAUAUUAUGGAUUUAGAUACCUUGCCUGGCUGUAUCAGUCCCCCAUGACCACGCUCGUGGGUGUGGAAUCUUCUAUAGAAACAUAUGAUUGCCACAAGUUCUCCUAAUAUUCUAAUAUUGCUGUAAUUUAGAAAGUCGUGAUGUUUGUUGACAAUGUAAAGUUGCUGCUGAUUGUUCAUCCUGUUUUGCCUGACACGACGAAUGUAGGUUCUACAGGUUAUCUAACGACGGUUACUCAAACAGUGGAUAUUUCUAUAGACUGCAAUGUGUAAUUGUUUUAUAAUUUCGGUAGGCAAUGACUUUUGACAAUAAUGUGUUUAAGUUGGAAGUAAACACUUUGCUCUGUGCAAUAAAGUUCAUAUCAUUUUCUCAAUG